Molecule: messenger RNA, 192 nt
Organism: Opisthorchis viverrini
Lineage: Eukaryota; Metazoa; Platyhelminthes; Trematoda; Opisthorchiida; Opisthorchiidae
Exons: 2
Coding region: 1-192 (63 amino acids)
Source: RefSeq, a predicted model, not a curated record
AUGGUUAAGUUAAUGAUAACAGAUGCCCACAACCGUCUCAAAAAAUACGAAAGAGUAUAUAGAGGAAAACCGAACGAAUUAAAGACAUCGUCAACUGACUCCACCAUGGUUGUUGGUCUGUUUGCCGAGCUUGACAGUUGGAUUGCAAACGUUUCAUCACCAAUCGAGGUGACAUCGUCAGUGCGGGGUUGA